Messenger RNA from Zalophus californianus (California sea lion), 3630 nucleotides. It is a transcript of the gene KCNB2, whose product is annotated as potassium voltage-gated channel subfamily B member 2. Gene Ontology annotation, biological process: protein homooligomerization; potassium ion transmembrane transport. Gene Ontology annotation, cellular component: membrane; voltage-gated potassium channel complex. Bases 654 to 3389 code for a protein of 911 amino acids. The transcript has 3 exons. Gene Ontology annotation, molecular function: protein binding; delayed rectifier potassium channel activity. Lineage: Eukaryota; Metazoa; Chordata; Mammalia; Carnivora; Otariidae. The record is from RefSeq and is a predicted model, not a curated record.
CAGACACACACCCACCAAGCACCCACCACCCUCCGCCCCCGCCGAGCGCCGCCACCUCUCCGCCGGCAGCCCGAGCGAGCGGCAACUCUCCGGCCCGCACGGCUCGCCUUCCCGGCUCCUUCCGCGCGGCGAGCUCAGCCCCACUCGAUUUUUCCUUUUCUAUCCAGCCCUCUCCUGUCUGGGCGGCGGCGGCGGCGGCGGCGGCGGCAGGGUGAUGGGGGCCCGCGUGGGGAAGGGGGCGAAGAUCGAUGAAGAUUAUUGUUCUUUUUAAGGAUACCUUAGCUUCCUCCCGCCGCCUCUCCUUUGAGCUUUCCUGCUAGAGACCGUGAACAGAGUCAGGGAUGUGAGGAGAGGGGGGGAAAACGCCAGGAGCUCCAGCCAGCCGGGGAGACCCUCCUCUCCGUGGAGGGGAGGGGGAUUUUCCAGCGACAGAUCACUGGCGAAGGGGACCGUCGCAGGGAGAGGAGCCCCGGAGGGAGCGGGGAAUCCCACAACCCUCUGUGGCGCCCGAGCCCGUGCCGCCUGCUGAGCGGGGUCUGUGGGAGCUAGUUGUGUCGGUGGAAAUGCCUACCUCAGAGGGAGAUCACUUCAGCUGACCCUCCCACAGCUCAUUCUUUCGAGGAGCCUGGCUCUGCGGCUUUGUCCAGUUCAAAAUGGCAGAAAAGGUCCCCCCUGGCUUAAACAGGAAGACUUCAAGGUCGACACUCUCCCUUCCACCAGAACCUGUGGACAUCAUUAGGAGCAAGACGUGCUCGCGGAGGGUUAAAAUCAACGUGGGGGGCCUCAACCACGAAGUCCUGUGGAGAACGUUGGACCGGCUGCCCCGGACACGCUUGGGGAAGCUCCGGGACUGCAACACGCACGAGAGCCUCCUGGAGGUGUGUGACGACUACAACCUCAGCGACAACGAGUAUUUCUUUGACCGGCACCCGGGGGCCUUCACUUCCAUUUUAAAUUUCUACCGGACGGGGAAACUCCAUAUGAUGGAAGAAAUGUGCGCUCUCUCUUUUGGGCAAGAGCUUGAUUACUGGGGGAUUGACGAGAUCUACCUGGAAUCCUGCUGCCAAGCCAGGUAUCAUCAGAAGAAGGAGCAGAUGAACGAAGAACUGAGGCGGGAGGCCGAGACGAUGCGUGAGCGGGAGGGAGAAGAGUUCGAUAACACCUGCUGCCCGGAGAAACGGAAGAAGCUCUGGGACUUGCUGGAGAAACCUAACUCGUCAGUGGCUGCAAAGAUCUUGGCCAUUGUGUCAAUCCUGUUCAUUGUACUCUCCACCAUCGCUCUGUCUCUCAACACUCUACCAGAGCUGCAGGCAAUGGAUGAAUUCGGACAACCCAACGACAACCCCCAAUUAGCACAUGUGGAGGCUGUGUGCAUCGCUUGGUUUACCAUGGAGUACCUUUUACGCUUCCUGUCCUCACCAAAUAAGUGGAAGUUCUUUAAAGGCCCACUAAAUGUCAUUGAUUUGCUGGCCAUCUUGCCAUAUUAUGUCACCAUCUUCCUCACGGAGUCCAACAAGAGCGUGCUGCAGUUCCAGAACGUGAGGCGUGUGGUUCAGAUCUUCCGGAUCAUGCGCAUCCUCAGGAUCCUGAAACUCGCCAGACAUUCCACAGGCCUGCAGUCCCUGGGGUUCACCCUCAGACGGAGUUACAACGAAUUGGGCUUACUGAUCUUAUUUCUGGCCAUGGGGAUAAUGAUAUUUUCCAGCCUGGUAUUUUUUGCUGAGAAGGAUGAAGAUGCCACCAAGUUCACCAGUAUCCCAGCAUCGUUCUGGUGGGCCACCAUCACCAUGACCACUGUGGGCUAUGGUGACAUUUACCCGAAGACAUUAUUAGGGAAAAUCGUGGGAGGCCUCUGCUGCAUUGCCGGGGUCCUGGUUAUUGCCCUUCCCAUCCCAAUCAUCGUGAAUAAUUUCUCUGAGUUUUACAAGGAGCAGAAACGCCAGGAGAAGGCAAUUAAAAGGAGAGAGGCCCUUGAGCGGGCCAAGAGGAAUGGAAGCAUUGUUUCUAUGAACUUAAAAGAUGCCUUUGCCCGGAGCAUGGAACUGAUAGAUGUGGCCGUGGAGAAGGCAGGAGAGUCAGCCAGUACCAAGGACUCGGCUGAUGAUAAUCACCUGUCCCCGAGCCGGUGGAAGUGGGCCAGGAAAGCUCUGUCGGAAACAAGCUCCAACAAAUCUUUCGAGAAUAAGUACCAGGAGGUUAGCCAGAAAGACUCCCACGAGCAGCUGAACAACACUUCUUCCUCCAGCCCGCAGCACCUGAGCGCGCAGAAACUGGAGAUGCUGUACAACGAGAUCACCAAGACACAGCCUCCCGCUCAGCCGCACCCGGCCUGCCAGGAGCCACCGGAGAGGCCCUCGGUGUACGAGGAGGAGAUAGAAAUGGAAGAAGUGGUCUGCCCACAGGAGCAGCUGGCUGUGGCGCAGACCGAGGGCGUGGUGGACAUGAAGAGCACGUCCAGCAUAGACAGCUUCACCAGCUGCGCCACCGACUUCACGGAGACCGAGCGGUCGCCCCUGCCGCCGCUGUCCGCCUCCCACCUGCAGAUGAAGUUCCCGCCUGACCCCACGGCAACUGAAGAGCGCCAAAGAGCCAGGGGGCCCCCGUUUCUAACACUAAGCAGAGAGAAGGGGCCCGGGGCUAGGGAUGCCAUCCUGGAAUACGCUCCGGUCGACGGAACUGUGAGCCUCGAUAACAGCGCUUACCAAAGUGGGCUCCACGGCCCUUUGCCGUCGGACGGUACCUCCGAGAGCCCUAAGAGUUCGCUGAAAGGCAGCAACCCCCUAAAAUCCAGGUCGCUCAAAGUGAACUUUAAGGAAAACAGAGGCAGUGCCCCACAGACCCCGCCCAGCACAGCCAGGCCACUGCCGGUCACGACGGCGGACUUUUCCCUCGCCACCCCUCAGCUCAUCAGCACCAUCCUCCUCGAGGAAACCCCCUCCCAGGGAGACAGAGCCUUGCUGGGCGCCGAGGUUCCCGCACACUGUCAGGGACCUUCCAAAGGGCUGACGCCUAGGUUUCCCAAGCAGAAACUCUUUCCUUUCUCGACAAGAGAGAGGAGGAGCUUCACGGAAAUAGACACUGGCGACGACGAUGACUUCUUAGAGCUGCAGGGGCCCAGGCAGGACAAGCAGGCCGACUCCAGCCCAAACUGCUUUGCAGAUAAGCCUAGUGAUGGAAGAGACCCUUUGAGAGAGGAGGCCUGUGUGGGCUCUUCCUCCCCGCAGGACCCAAGUCACAACUGUAGGCAAGACAUUUACCAUGCUGUGGCGGAAGUAAAAAAGGACAAUAGUCAAGAAGGGUGCAAGAUGGAAAACCACUUGUUUGCCCCAGAAAUUCAUUCCAACCCAGGAGACACAGGUUAUUGUCCCACACGUGAAACCAGCAUGUGACUAGUUACAAAAGCAAUAAUAAUAAUAAUAAUAAUAAAAACUUGUUUCUUUAAAAUGCGGUAAUAAUGCCUGUGAACUAAAAACAUGGGAAGCCCCCCCCACAAAAAAAGUGCAUAAAAUGUUAUUUUUGCAUGGCAUGAACAGUUUAGUUUAAGUACUGUUUAAAUAAAGAGUCAAGACUUCAUUUUGUAACAAACAAAAAUGACUGAGGAACAGUGAACAAAUAAAGAGAGCUCUAUUA